Molecule: messenger RNA, 4041 nt
Organism: Dromiciops gliroides (monito del monte)
Lineage: Eukaryota; Metazoa; Chordata; Mammalia; Microbiotheria; Microbiotheriidae
Gene: NRAS
Product: NRAS proto-oncogene, GTPase
Exons: 7
Coding region: 129-698 (189 amino acids)
Biological process (GO): Ras protein signal transduction
Cellular component (GO): plasma membrane
Molecular function (GO): GTP binding; GTPase activity; GDP binding
Source: RefSeq, a predicted model, not a curated record
CCGGAAGUGUCGCUCCCCGGGUGGGGGCUGUUCAUGGCGGUUCCGGGGUCUCCGGCACAUUUACCGGGUGUGGGGCUGAGUCCGACCGAAGUUGAGGCGGCGGCGCUCGAGGUGUUCGCCGGUGUGAAAUGACCGAGUACAAACUGGUGGUGGUCGGAGCUGGCGGUGUGGGCAAAAGCGCCUUGACCAUCCAGCUCAUCCAGAACCACUUCGUGGACGAAUAUGAUCCCACGAUAGAGGACUCCUAUCGAAAGCAGGUGGUUAUUGAUGGUGAAACCUGUUUGUUGGACAUACUGGACACAGCUGGACAGGAAGAGUACAGUGCCAUGAGAGACCAGUAUAUGAGAACGGGCGAAGGCUUCCUCUGUGUCUUUGCCAUCAACAAUAGCAAAUCAUUUGCAGAUAUUAACCUCUACAGGGAACAAAUUAAACGAGUGAAAGACUCAGAUGAUGUGCCUAUGGUGCUCGUGGGAAAUAAGUGUGAUUUGCCAACAAGAACGGUUGACACAAAACAGGCUCAUGAACUAGCCAAGAGCUAUGGAAUUCCCUUCAUUGAAACCUCAGCCAAGACCAGACAGGGUGUUGAAGAUGCCUUUUACACACUGGUAAGAGAAAUACGCCAGUACCGUAUGAAAAAACUCAACAGUAGCGAUGACGGGACUCAAGGCUGUCUGGGUCUUUCAUGUGCAGUCAUGUAACCAAAUAGAGUUUGGAAUUUCAUCCUCAGAACAGAGCCACUUUUUGAGCUGCACUGACACCCUGGUCCUGACUUACCUGGAGGAGAAGUAUUAAAUACUCAUCUUCCAGUCUCCCUGUGAAGCCCCCUGCCAGUAGUAGAUCAGCACAGUGUUCUCUUGUCUGUUCUCUACCUGAGAAGUUCUCAGAGCAACUACCUCCUCACUUGGUUGUCUGACCAGAGAAAUGCACCUCUCCUUACCAGUAUUUCUUCUCCCUGGGCUUUUUUUCCCUCUGGGCUGGGUUUUUUUUUCUUCUCUAGGUUUUUCAUUUGAAAAGAAAUUCAUGCUCUGAAACAGAACCAAACUGUUGAAAUACUGUUGAAAACAGCAUUUUGAGCUCCAAAACACCAACUGCUGGUGAUUUUUCUUUUUUGAUGUUGAACUUGGACCCGUGUUGCUAUUUGGAGCAAUUUUAUGAAUAACUUUUGUUGAAGUCACUGUCUGGUCUUGUUUAUGAUGUUAUCUGCUACAUAUGCUAACCUGUCAUCUGCUCUUCCUGUCACAAAUACGAAAGCCUACUCCAAUCUCAGCUCUGGUAUCUGUUGCUAAUACUGAAUUUUGUGUCUACUCUGGUUCUCCUCUGCUUCUAUGUCAUUAGAAACACCUUUCCUAAUGAAGUGCCUUUUUCUUAGAAGUGAUUUGUAGAAUUUUCCUGUUUUAUUCAGUGAGGAAACCUUUAAAAGGACCUUUAUACAUUAAGAUGAACAUCACAAGAUGUCUCUGGCCAGUGCACUUGUAUAGGAUGGGCCGGCAGGCCUGUGUGAUAUCUGAUAUCUUCAUCUCAGAGAUGGUGUGUCUGGUUUCCCAGCGAUCUGUUUAUAGAACCUACAGGGAGAAAUCUGAAACUAGAAAUACUUAAGAAUCAUUUCACUUAUUUUUUACUCAGUCUCCGCUUUUUCACCCCACCCCAACCCCAAGUUAUUGCCUACAAAUUGUACGUGCAAUUUGUAGUUAGUGUUUCCUUUAUUUAACUUCUCUUCUUAUACAGAAAAAAAGUUAGUACUUAAGAAACAGCCAGCCAUCACAGGCUAAUUUGGACCGCGCAUUUACAGCUGUAUAGGCCUUAUAAUAAUUUAGGUGAAAUUUUCUUCAAAAGGUGCAACCAAUGAUCUUCAAGUGUUAAAUGCAAUAUAUUAACAGAAUGAAUAAUAAGCAACUAAAUUUUAUUUUUGUCAACCUCACUACAUUCAUCUGACUUUUAUUGACUGUUAUACAUAUUAUUUGGGGGACAGGGUGUGCCUUACCAUCUUGAGCUCGCUAGUUAUUAGUUCACUUGGCUAGAGUAUGGUGCUAAUGAGACCAGGCUCACGGGUUUGAUAAUAAUGCUAGCCAUUUAUUACCAUGCAAAGAGAAACUCUGCCAGAGCCACACAUUACCACUCCUAAUUCCAGCCAAUUUUAUCAUCUGAGUAUAUGCAACUCUGAGAUUAUGUGGGUCUGUGUUCCCUUUGUUGGACAGUGUACAAGUUGUUUUUACUGUAUGAAUUGCCUACAGUUAGGUUAAGGCAUAGCGUAUCAGCCCAUCAUUUAUUAAAUAUCUGCUAUGUGCCUGCUGUGUAAGAAAGGCUACUUCUGGCCUUUCUCUUAAAAAUGUGAGACAAACUGAACAAUCCAUGUGCCAUAGGGAGCCAUCCACUUACAAGUUUCAUAGUCUCAUUCUCCUGGUGUGUCUUUCACUCUUCAAGGUUUUUCUUCAAUAUGUUCUAAGCACAGUUGGUCUGAACUGGGCCAAAAUCCAGAUUUACAAAUGGUUUCUUUCCUAUUAGAUCCUUGUUAAACUUAGGUGUGAUAUCUGGCUGGACGAGGUGAUAAACCUAACUGUUACGAACAAGUUAAGCCAUCCAAGGUAGUCAGGCUUCAAAUAUGGCUUAUGGAUAAUUCUGGAUGCUGAGACAUCCCCUCAGUUACCUUGAAUUCUGAGAGUUCAGCUUCCCCCAAGUGAAAUGCUUAGUCAGCUAUCAUAAACUUUGUAUUCUUUUGCAGCUGAUAUUUGCUGUUAAAGGUUGUGAGUUCAAGAUUAUGAGGAUAGAUUAUCCUGUAUGGCUGAUGCUACACUGUUUAUUCCAUAAGUUGUUUCUAUGCAAUGCUGUUUAUAUUCAAAUGGCUCAGUGUAGAAUCUUGGUAAUCAAAGCGUCACAGCACAGGGCUUGUGAAAGGUAGAAUUGAGAACAAGAAUUUACACCUACUUGUUCAGUGGAUCCCAAAGGCUGUCCUAAAGCUGUGAGUUCUUUCAUCUUUAAUCUUAAUGAGAUGUGAUUUGUGUGUGUGUGUGUGUGUGUGUGUGUGUGUGAGAGGCAAUUGGGGUUAAGUGACUUGGCCAAGGUCACACAGCUAGUAAGUGUAAAGUGUCUGAGGCUGGAUUUGAACUCAGAUCCUCCUGAAUCCAGGGCCGGUGCUCUAUCCACUGCGCCACCUAGCUGCCCAUGAGAUGUGAUUUUUUUUUUAAUUCAACAUAUUCAUGGGAAAAUUUCAGAUUCUUUCUCCCCCUCCUGAAUUUCAGUAAGAAGAAUCUAAUUUUAUUUUAACUUUGGAAGGUUUCUUUUCCUCUGAACCUUUCAUAAUCCUUAAACCCAAAUGUAGCAUGUCUGGCUCCUGGAAUAUAAGAAACAAGUGAAAAAAUGAGGUAGUUUAGCUUAAUAAUAUGAAUUAAAGAAUCACAAGAAGAAAGAGGCAUUCACUGGGGUGAACAUUAAGUUUUGGUGGUUUAUGUUUGGAACUGACAGCAUUUUAAUUUAUCUUUCAUAAUUACCACUAAAUUAUAUGUAGUUGUGUGACCUUAAGUAAGUCACUAAACGUCUGGGCCUCUGCGAGGAUAGAAUCAGGCUGCAGAGGCCUUUCCAGUCCCAACAGUCUGUGAUUCUACCAGCACAUGGCUAACAUUUUUCAUAUUUUGUUUUUGAAAGGAACCGUUUGGUUUCAAAGUGGUAUUUUCCAUGUCAAAGUAUCUGUCGCAUAGAUUUCCAAAUCCCUGGUGACAGAAUUCAAGAGUGACCUUGGAAGGGGGAUUUCCUAGGUCUUUCCUAUGACUCUUCUUUCAUAAUUCCUAGAUGAGUGUUGUCUCAUUAGGAGUUAUAUAACCUAUAUAUUUUUGUGCCACCAAAUGCAGGAAAAUAUAUUAAUUGUGCAAAUCUGCUGUUUAAACUGGAGCUUAUUGUCCUUGGUCCUACCCAAAAGGGCUAAUGUUUUAAGUUGAAGAUUUUGUUGUAAAUUAAUCCAUCUUAAAACUACUUUUUUGUUCAUUUGAAUUUAAAGUUGGUUAUUGUUCUUGUUAAGUGAUUUUUUUAAAAAAUAAAACUGGAAAUUCA